AUGGCGAAUGAGGAUCUGGUGUUUCAUGGAAUGCAAUACUAUCAGGUUACUCUCAAGAGGGAAAUCAUGGGCUUGAGGCGAUUUUUGUCUUUAUUGAGAUGGUGGGAGAAGGGAUGGGGGUAUGCUCCGAACGGGCUGUGUCAUGAUGCACUAAAAACAUUCUUGGUAGCAACUAUGGAGUCGAAGCCAAACAAUUACACAUUUGGUAGUGUCUUGAGUGCAAUUGGUGAUGCUCAGGAUAUUUCUCUGAAAUAUGGCCAAUGA
Messenger RNA from Prunus armeniaca (apricot), 264 nucleotides. The record is from the annotation of a GenBank genome assembly. NCBI's taxonomy places the organism in Eukaryota, Viridiplantae, Streptophyta, Magnoliopsida, Rosales, Rosaceae.